GUAAUCCUUUCAAGCAAAGCCACUUAAUAUUCCAUCCUGCAGGCCGUAUUCUUCCCCCAAGAUAUAUUGUUUGUCUAUCUUGCACCAUGAUUCUGGGAGACUUCUCUGCUUGUAUAUUCAUGGAUGGCCAGGAGCUUCCAGAGUAUGAUAUCGUCGUUUCCAGUACGCCAACAGAGAACAGAAUAACGUGUUGGAUCGCGUCAACUGCAGGCAAGAAAUUUCAAGUCAGCGCGAAAUUUUUAGCCCGGCAGACCUCGGGAGCCUUAUUAACCGUCUUCGUUGACGGUAUUACCUGUCGUCCAUACGUCAUGCCUCCGGGCUGGACUGGUACACAGAACAUAACGCAUCUGAGCAAUAGUUAUGUUAAAAGAGAUUUCAUGUUCUCCCAACUUGAGCUUACUGAUGACGACUCAAUGCUCGAUGAUCGAAGCGCAAAUGAUAUAGGUCAAAUUAUGAUGGAGGUAGUGCAGGGGAAGUACACCAUGAAAGAACAAGUAAUGGGUUCCCAUAACGUGAACGACCGUACCCUUCGUGUGCGGGAAGGCAAGGUGCAUGAACGCGCCAAGAAGGCAUGCCCUCAUCGUGUUGUCUUCGGAGAAGAAGUACCCGAUCAAAGCCCAGUAUCAGCCUUCAAGAUUAUACCAGACAAUAGUCCAAAGACUGUCUUCGUAUUCAAGUACACGCGCUUGGACAUCCUGCAAGCAAUGGGAGUAGCACCACGUACAUCAAUCAUGGCAGACACAGAGGCAGAGAUGGAGGAUCAUGACGAUGACAAUGAAGUCAUGGAUGGGUCUGAUGAGUCCUUGCCCUCAGAUGAUGUCAAACCACUGGCAAGGAUUCGAGAGCUAGAGAUGGAGCUUCAGCGCUUGCGUGCACAAGUAGAAGAUCGGAAGCCCUCGCUUGUCAAGUUGGAACACGGGGGAUCGCGACGGAAACCCGCUGCUAUGGAGGUUAUUGAUCUCACUGAGGAUUAGCUUCUCUUUUCUUGGGUUCAGGUCCUCCGUUCUGAGGAACUCGAUUAUCUGCAAGAUGAAACACGCUACAUCAAUAGUUUCUGUGUGGUUCGAAAUCAUCAUCACUAUGAUGUAUGUAUGUACAUUGUAUAGGUGCAGAACUUUGAAAGUCUGUCGCCACGAGUCCUGACGUUACGCUUACGACUCGAAUAAUACUUUCUUGUACCGUUAGUACUACGCCUUGUUCUAUAACCACUGUAUAAUGACAUUCCAAGUCGUAUAUAGACUUCAUAUAAUAACAGCUCGCACUCCGAGGUUUCAGAAGUUCAAA
Suillus fuscotomentosus is the source of this 1284-nucleotide messenger RNA. RefSeq lists its product as uncharacterized. The record is from RefSeq and is a predicted model, not a curated record. The transcript has 7 exons. Bases 87 to 974 code for a protein of 295 amino acids. NCBI's taxonomy places the organism in Eukaryota, Fungi, Basidiomycota, Agaricomycetes, Boletales, Suillaceae.